UAAUAGACGUUGCGUUGCGUUGCCUGCGUCAACAUGUCGGGAAGCGUUCUUAUAAGAGUUUUAUCUUAUCUAAGCAGAACAUCACAGUUUCUACAACCGAGUAAGACGAACUAUGUGAAUAUAAGAAGACCAUUCACUGCCAAGCUGCAAGGUGAAGGUCAGAUCAGACCACUAGAUGGCGUUAAAGUCUUAGAUCUGACAAGAGUUCUGGCUGGACCUUUUGCUACUAUGAUAUUAGGAGAUUUGGGAGCAGAAGUGAUCAAAGUUGAGCGACCAGGCUCCGGAGACGACACGAGAGCAUGGGGCCCUCCGUUUGUGGGUGAAGAGAGCGCUUAUUUUCUGAGUGUGAACAGGAACAAAAAGAGCAUUGCUGUUAAUCUUAAAGAUCCAAAGGGGACCAAACUUGUAACUGAGCUUGCCAAAGUCUGUGAUGUUCUGGUGGAGAAUUACUUGCCAGGGAAGCUGAAGGAGAUGGGACUCGGGUACGAGGAGUUGAGUGAAGAAGCCCCUCGACUCAUCUAUUGCUCGAUUACAGGAUAUGGACAGACGGGCCCGGAGUCACACAAGCCUGGAUAUGACUCCAUUGCGUCUGCGGUGUCUGGUAUGAUGCACAUCACUGGUCCUGAGGAUGGGGAUCCAGUCAGACCAGGAGUCGCUAUGACAGAUCUGGCCACUGGUUUAUACACUCAGGGAGCCGUCAUGGCUGCUUUGCUUCAGAGACAGAAAACAGGACGAGGCCUUCAUAUAGACUGCAAUCUUCUGUCUUCACAGGUUGCGUGUCUAACUCACAUCGCUUCCAACUACCUCAACGCUGGUUUAGAGGCCAGACGAUGGGGAACUGCCCAUGGGAGCAUUGUCCCAUAUCAGGGUUUCAAGACCAAAGAUGGAUAUUUGGUUGUGGCAGCGGGAAAUGACCAGCAAUUUAUGAAAGUGUGCAAAGUCCUGAGCAUGAACGGUCUGGCCGACAGCCCGAAGUACAAAAGCAACCAGUUAAGAGUCCAGCACCGCAAAGAGCUGCUGCAGAUUCUGUCCAAGAGGUUCAUGGAGGACACGACUAGAGAGUGGUUGAGACGGUUCGAAGGCACCGGUGUCCCCUGUGGCCCUAUCAACAGCAUCCAGCAGGUGUUCUCCAACCCUCAGGUUGCUCACAAUGGCCUUAUUCUGGAAAUGGACCACCCAACAUCGGGAAGGAUAGCAGUGCCAGGCCCUGCUGUGCGCUUCAGUAGUUUCGAGCCCCGCAGCCCGGUUCCUCCCCCUGUGAUCGGCCAGCACACGGUCCAGGUUCUCCGAGACACCCUUGGGUACAGCGAUGAUGUCAUCGCCCGACUGCUAGCCUCACGGGCCGUCACUCAGCACGCGGUGCAGGGAGAGGCGUCUCGUUGA
Molecule: messenger RNA, 1383 nt
Organism: Rhinichthys klamathensis goyatoka
Lineage: Eukaryota; Metazoa; Chordata; Actinopteri; Cypriniformes; Leuciscidae
Gene: sugct
Product: succinyl-CoA:glutarate-CoA transferase
Exons: 14
Coding region: 34-1383 (449 amino acids)
Molecular function (GO): catalytic activity
Source: RefSeq, a predicted model, not a curated record